UCCUCGCCUCUCUGCUCUCUGCUCUUGUCUUCCAUUCCAUCCAUCAGUUUACUACUACUGCUACUACUAGCAGCAACCGCUCCCGACCCGGAGCGGUUUCCCCUCUCGUCGCCGUCGCCGUCGCCUUCUUCAUUCCCCAUCUCCGCCCGCCGCAGCGUCGAUCUCCUCCCCGCCGGCCGGUUUCCACCGCACAGACGACGGACUGUACGUCGAGACAAGAAGACAGAGGAGAGAACAGUUCAGCUGGAAGCCAUGAGGACGACAAGGAAUCAUCCGACAAUGUCAAAGUCGUCGUCGUGGCCAAAGGCCAAGACAGUGGUGAAGAAAUGGCUCAACCUCAAGGACUCAGAGUUCCACUCCGACUGCAUCAUCGAUGAGAGCUUUGGAGGAGCGACGAUGAGGAGGAGGAGGAAGAGCUGCUCCGACAGAGAGGACCUGUCAGGUGGCUGGCUGGUGGAGGAGAGCUCUCCUGACAACCUGCGGCUGCCGCCUCUUCCCCGCCCCCGGUAUGGCUCCCCGGCGGCGCCGAGCUCGACGUGGCGGCCUCCCAAGGAACUCAGGAUGUUCGUUGGGACAUGGAACGUAGGAGGGCGAGCUCCGCACGGAGGGUUGGAUCUCUCGGACUGGCUCACCGACGACGGCCCUCAUUCCUCCUCUCCUCACAUCUACGUCCUCGGGUUUCAGGAGAUCGUGCCGCUGAACGCCGGCAACGUGCUCGGCGCCGAGGACAAGGCCCCGGCGCGCAAGUGGCUGGACCUCAUCCGGCGAGCGCUGAACGGCCCUGCAUCCGACGCCGCCACCACCUCCUCGUCGUCAAGCAGCAGAAGCCACAGGUCUCCGUCGGACAUCCACCUGCUCCAGAAAGCCAGCCGGGUGAGCUUCUCGGACCUGCUGGCGGCAGCGGAGGACGACAACCGCAGCAGGCUGAGCACCGCGUCGUCGGAGCCUGACGACGACGACGACGAGGACGACGCCGGCAGCGAGCCGUCCACGUCGUCGUCAACCCCGGAGUCGAGCAGCGAGGAGGAGCCGGCGGCCCGCCGGCGGCACCGUGGCGAACGAUACCGCUACCGGCUAGCGGCCAGCAAGCAGAUGGUGGGCAUCCUGCUGUGCGUGUGGGUCCGCGCCGACCUCCUCCCCUACGUCGCCGGCGUCAGGGCGUCGUGCGUCGGCAGGGGCGUCAUGGGCUACAUGGGCAACAAGGGCUCCGUGUCCGUCAGCCUCACGCUCCGCGGCGGCGCGUCGUCGCUGUGCUUCGUGUGCACGCACCUCGCGUCCGGCGACAGGGACGGUGACGGCGCGCGGCGCAACGGCGACGUGGCCGAGAUCCUGAGGCGGACGAGGUUCGCCCCGCGGGAGCGGGACUCGCCGUUCAGGGCGGCGGCGGCGUCGCCGGUGACGACCAUCUUGGAGCACGACAAGGUGAUAUGGCUGGGCGACCUCAACUACCGGCUGCUGCUGGAGCGAGAAGACGAUGUCACGCGGGAGCUGGUGGAGCGGCACGAGUGGGCGGCGCUGCUGGAGCGGGACCAGCUGCGGGCGGAGCAGAAGGCCGGACGCGUGUUCGCCGGCUGGGAGGAAGGCCGCAUCGCGUUCCCGCCCACGUACAAGUACGUGGCCGGCUCCGACGCAUACGCCAUGAUGAGCGUCGCCGACUCCUCCGCCUCCACCGGCGCCGCCGCCGACGGCUCACGGUCCCGGGAGAGGAAGAAGAAGCGCACGCCGGCAUGGUGCGACCGCAUCCUGUGGCGCGGCGAGGGGAUUGAGCAGCAGUGGUACGCGCGCGGCGAGUCACGCUUCUCGGACCACCGGCCAGUCGCCGCUCUCUUCUCCACGCGCGUUGGCAGCGACAAGCCGGCGCCGGCGCACUCGUCCAGGUUCUGAUGGCACGAGACGGAGCUUUGCGUUCUCGCUCCGCGAUGACACUGGCACCGCGACGCGACGGCCAUGCAGCAAGGCCCCGAAAGGAUAAAGCACGCAUGCAUGCAUGCAGAUGAGGGAUGAUGAUUUGGCUAGCUAGCUAGCGAGCUGCCAUUGGGCGACGCAUCUAUCGUCGAGCCUGCAUUGGGCAGCCGGCAGCCGGCAGGCACUCCGGCCGGUGAGGCUGGAAGAGGACGACAUUCUCCUGGGAACGCGCAAGCGCAAGCUUUUUCAGGCUCAAUGUUGGUAGGGCUGCAUGUAGGAGAUGGCGGUCAUUGGAUUUUUUAAUUACUAAUUAAUUUCCUUUGCUCGAUCUACCCACUGUUGUGUAGAGAUGUUUUUAAUUUUGUCAUCCGUCAUCCUCUGGCAUCGGAAUUAAGCCGCCGCUGCAGCUGCACAUGCAAAUUUUACAAAGGUUGGACGGCUGCGUGUUUCGAUUUGAAUGAGCAGCAGCUAGCUUCUAGCUACCAUCAUAUGUUGUCAAUGGAAAACUUAACGUCCUCAUACAUGUAUAUUGUAAUAGACUGGAGUUGAAAUUUUAUGGCCACGUU
Molecule: messenger RNA, 2471 nt
Organism: Sorghum bicolor (sorghum)
Lineage: Eukaryota; Viridiplantae; Streptophyta; Magnoliopsida; Poales; Poaceae
Product: type I inositol polyphosphate 5-phosphatase 8
Exons: 9
Coding region: 253-1884 (543 amino acids)
Biological process (GO): phosphatidylinositol dephosphorylation
Molecular function (GO): inositol-polyphosphate 5-phosphatase activity; phosphatidylinositol-3,4,5-trisphosphate 5-phosphatase activity; phosphatidylinositol-4,5-bisphosphate 5-phosphatase activity
Source: RefSeq, a predicted model, not a curated record